Cuscuta europaea is the source of this 2279-nucleotide messenger RNA. NCBI's taxonomy places the organism in Eukaryota, Viridiplantae, Streptophyta, Magnoliopsida, Solanales, Convolvulaceae. The record is from the annotation of a GenBank genome assembly.
AAUUCUCUCCUUAAUAAUACAUAGAGGUGAAAAUAAUUAUUUAUUGUUUUUCGAUUAAAGCAAAAUUUUCAGACAAUUUGCGGAAACAGCAUAAUACAAGCAGAUCUCUGUUCUCACUAUCAUUGCAGCCUCAGAUCGACCUCAUCGUUCUUCACAUAGUUUCCAGGAAAGGUAAUUGACCAAGGCAUUGUGACACCACAUUUCCAUCAUGGAAGAGCCCCUGUACCCAAUUGCGGUUCUAAUUGAUGAGCUCAAGAAUGAAGACAUUCAACUUCGGUUGAACUCAAUCCGUCGUUUGUCAACAAUUGCUCGUGCACUUGGAGAGGAGAGAACUCGAAAGGAAUUGAUUCCUUUUCUGAGUGAGAACAAUGAUGAUGAUGAUGAAGUGCUUCUUACAAUGUCAGAAGAAUUGGGAGUUUUCAUUCCAUAUGUUGGCGGAGUUGAACAUGCAAGUGUUUUGCUUCCACCACUUGAAGGUCUCUGUAGCGUUGAAGAGACUUGUGUCAGAGAAAAGGCUGUUGAGUCAUUGUGCAGAAUUGGAUCUCAAAUGAAGGAAUCUGACUUGGUAGAGGCGUUCAUUCCUCUUGUGAAGAGGCUGGCAGCGGGCGAGUGGUUUACUGCUCGUGUAUCAUCAUGUGGAUUAUUUCACAUUGCUUAUCCCAGUGCUCCAGAGCCAUUGAAAAGUGAACUUAGAACUAUAUUUAGUCAAUUGUGCCAAGAUGACAUGCCUAUGGUAAGGAGAGCAGCUGCGACAAAUCUUGGGAAAUUUGCUGCUACUGUUGAACAGCCACACGUAAAGACUGACAUAAUGUCGAUGUUUGAGGAUUUGACUCAAGAUGAUCAAGAUUCUGUUCGUUUGUUGGCUGUUGAGGGUUGUGCUGCUUUAGGGAAAUUGUUGGAACCUCAAGAUUGUGCAGCACAAAUCCUUCCUGUCAUAGUUAAUUUUGCGCAGGAUAAAUCUUGGCGUGUUCGCUACAUGGUUGCAAAUCAACUAUAUGAGCUUUGUGAAGCAGUUGGACCUGAAGCUACCAGAACGGACCUGGUUCCAGCUUAUGUCCGAUUACUCCGUGAUAACGAAGCUGAAGUGCGUAUUGCAGCAGCUGGCAAAGUAACUAAGUUCUGUCGGAUUUUAAGUCCCGAUUUAGCAAUCCAGCAUAUCCUUCCUUGUGUAAAGGAACUUUCUUCAGACUCGUCUCAACAUGUACGCUCGGCUUUGGCAUCUGUCAUAAUGGGAAUGGCACCUGUUCUAGGAAAGGAUGCAACAAUUGAGCAGCUUCUUCCAAUAUUUCUUUCUCUUCUGAAGGAUGAGUUUCCUGAUGUCCGUCUGAAUAUUAUCAGCAAGCUUGAUCAAGUCAACCAGGUGAUAGGAAUUGAUCUCUUGUCCCAGUCUCUGCUUCCUGCUAUAGUUGAGCUUGCAGAGGACAGGCAUUGGAGGGUUCGCCUUGCAAUAAUAGAAUACAUACCUUUAUUGGCAAGUCAGCUCGGCGUUGGUUUUUUUGAUGAUAAGCUCGGGGCUCUUUGCAUGCAAUGGCUAAAAGAUAAGGUUUACUCCAUCAGAGAUGCAGCUGCAAAUAAUGUUAAACGCCUUGCAGAAGAGUUUGGACCAGAAUGGGCAAUGCAGCACAUUAUUCCACAGGUUUUGGAAAUGAUUAACGACCCACAUUAUCUUUACCGAAUGACCAUCCUUCACGCAAUAUCUCUACUUGCCCCAGUAAUGGGCUCAGAAAUAACUUGCUCUAAACUUCUGCCGGUGAUUGUAACUGCAUCUAAGGAUAGGGUAGCAAAUAUAAAGUUCAAUGUGGCCAAGGUUUUGCAGUCUCUCAUUCCUAUUGUUGACCAAUCUGUUGUGGAGAAGACCAUCCGUCCAUGUCUGGUUGAACUUAGCGAGGAUCCAGAUGUCGAUGUCAGGUUCUUCGCCAACCAAGCACUGCAAGCGGCUGAUCAAGUUAUGAUGUCAAGUUAAACUGCAGCUUUUCUUUGUGUGUUCUGUUUUUUGCUCGACAACCAGCCCCUCUAACAAAUUAUUCAAUAUGCAUUUGUUGUAACCACUGAUUGGCUCACACUAGCAGAGGAAAGUUGAGAUAUAUGGGACUAGAGUUUCCUGGUUUUGUACUUCUGUUUAAAUUAGGUCUGUUCACUUUAUUUUCCGAGUCGUGUGAAUAAGGAAGGUCUUCUUAUUUCGCUUUGAAUGACUCGAUCGUUAUUGCUGUUGCUACUACUAUUUGUUUCAAAAGAAAGAAUAUUAAAACCAAUAAAACAAAUAACACUACAAUAGGCUC